Molecule: messenger RNA, 3115 nt
Organism: Bubalus bubalis (water buffalo)
Lineage: Eukaryota; Metazoa; Chordata; Mammalia; Artiodactyla; Bovidae
Gene: CRCP
Product: CGRP receptor component
Exons: 6
Coding region: 446-901 (151 amino acids)
Biological process (GO): transcription initiation at RNA polymerase III promoter
Cellular component (GO): RNA polymerase III complex
Molecular function (GO): nucleotide binding
Source: RefSeq, a predicted model, not a curated record
CAAAGGGCUAACUGUACUUGUUGAGUGAAGUAAUAUAGUACUUCAUUAGUUUAAGAAGUUAAAUUAAUAUAAAUUAAUGAGCUAGUUUCUUGAUUGCUUAGCAUGUCAAUUAUCUGAUUUCCCAAAGUGAAAUGAUUUCCGUCAAGAAUUUUUUCUCUGGUAGUAACCUGCCCACUUCUUCCAAGAAGUCGUUGAUCAAUGAAGAAUUCUGUGGCUAGCAGUUUUGGGAAAAUGAGGUUUUCUGAGGUAGGCGUGUGGUUUGGGGGUGGCAGGGCCCCUGGAAUGGGAUGGUCUGGACACCUAACUUCCUAUCUUGCCUGGUCUCCAGCGUGAGGUGUGAUCUCUGACAGUGUGGUCCUCAGGAUCUUCAGGAGACCCUGGGUUUCUGAGAGGGCUAAUGUAUUGUACCUCUGCCAGGCAGUCCUAGGACCUGCAGUGAGGAGGCAUGGAUGGAAGAGUCCUGAAGGAUGCCAAUGCUGCGCUGCUCAGUAACUAUGAGGUGUUCCAGUUACUAACUGAUUUGAAAGAGCAGCGUAAAGAAAGUGGAAAGAAUAAACACAGUUCUGGGCAACAGAACUUGAAUACUAUCACAUAUGAAACAUUAAAAUACAUAUCAAAAACACCAUGCAAACACCAGAGUCCUGAGAUUGUGAGAGAAUUUCUGACAGCAAUGAAAAGCCACAAGUUGACCAAAGCUGAAAAGCUUCAGCUGCUGAAUCACAGGCCUGUGACUGCUGUUGAGAUCCAGCUGAUGGUGGAGGAGAGUGAGGAACGGCUGACAGAGGAGCAGAUUGAAGCUCUGCUCCACACCGUCACAAGCAUCCUCCCCGCGGGGCCAGAGGCCGAGCAGCAGCAGAAUGCCAGCGACGACGUGGCGAUGGACGAGGAGGACCCUGCGUAGAAGAGCACAGCUGGCCCGAGUGUCUCCUGAAGUUGAAGGCCCAGCAGCCGUUUCCCAGACAUUCAAAGAAUUGUUUAUUUGAUUUUACCGUCUAUCCCAACAGGCCUGAUUUCCCGGUUAGUUGGGUAAACCACAAAAAUAAUCUUAAAAGAAAUCCUUGUGCCUCUGUGAGAACAAACAUGGUGGACUGGCUGAGAUUGUCAGGGCAGAGAGCUGAAAAGAGGAAGAGUGAGUCAAAAAGGACAGUGACUGUGGAACUCUCAGUGGUAAAAAUAUUUCUUCUGUGGCCUUUGCCAUGGUUGUGGGAAGGUCUCUGUACACAGCUGGUAAAAUACUUGCCUUGGCUUUGAUGGGCUGUAUCCUAAUUAAUUUCAUCUGCUUCCCUUGGAGCUUCCCAAGCAGGGAUGCAGAGCACUGCUGGAGUGAGAGCUGACUUAGGAGAAUCCUGUUAGAUGGCUGGAAACUCGUGAAGCAGCAAAUAGUUGCUCUAAGUUAAAGUGAGCCACUGAACUUGGCUCACCUUAGAGGAAUCUUUUCCUUAAGAACAAUAGAUAUAAGAAAAGACUGGCCUAGGAACUUGGCGGUCCAGUGGCUUAAGACUCCACAUUCCCAAUGUAUGGGACCCAGGUUCCAUCCCUGGUCAGGGAACUAGAUCCCACAUGCUGCAACUCAGAAAAAAAAAAAAAAGAUUCCUGCAUGCUACAACGAAGAUCGAAGAUACCAUGUCCAAGUAAAUAUUUUAAAAAUAACUAAAUAAAAGAACGGGCUGGACAGCUCUUCAUCAGGUCUAAAGGCCCCUUUCCUCUACUGGCAUGGGCUUUGUUUAGCAGUUUCCCUAGUUAGUCUUCGAUGUUAGGACACCAGCUCACUGCAGGUGAAAAGAGGCACUCCAGUGUUCUUGCCUGGAGAAUCCCAGGGACAGAGGAGCCUGGUGGGCUGCUGUCUAUGGGGUCACACAGAGUCGGACACGACUGAAGCAACGUAGCAGCAGCAGCAGCAGAAGACUGAAUGGCCGCGUGUCACCUGCCUUUCUGAACACCUUCAGGUUUCUGCCUUGUGACAGGUGCAGCCUGUUGCAGCCAUGUGAGCCUCAUUUGCACAGGGGGCAAAUGGUUUGCAUCUUUGAGAAAGGGCAGUUCUCUGGCAGUCCAGUGGUUAAGAUUCAGUGCUUUCAUUGCGGGGGGUGUCGGUUUCAUCCGUAGUAAGGACUGAGAUCCCACGGGCUGCAAGCUGUGGCGCCACCCCCUCCCCCAAACAGAAGAAACCCUAAAUAAAGAGGGCACAAUUACGUAGCUCUUUUUGUGGAUGGAGUAUGAAGAACUAGAGGCUGAUUUUAAGAAGGGUUUGAAUUUGUUGACUGUUACAUUAGUUUUUUAAAUUGAAAAUAAUAGAAUAAUUACCAUGCAAGGAACUUGUUAAUAUUCAGGCUUUGGAGAGUUUAGUAGCCCCAGAUAUAUGGUUGCCUUAGAUCCUAGGAGUAUUGUUUAAAAUUAAUUCCCCGUAUUCACUCUGCUCUCUAUUUGGAGAAGAAAAUGCCCAUAGAUAUUUUUCAAAUUGGUACUCAUUUUGUUGUAAGAUCACAUAUUUUCAAUGCUUCUGUUAAUUGGAUUACUUCCCACCUCUUAUAAGUCCCAGGUUAUUUCAGCCCCCCCAGUAGGCAGUUAUGUUUACCUUAACCUCAUCAUCUAAGGAUCAGUUGAGAUCUGCUUACGGGCAACAUUGAAAUUAACAGGACAUUUAUUUUUAAAUCUCUCUUGAAUAUCAGGAAUUUUACCAGGAGCUGUUGCUUUGUUAAGGCGUACAGGUGCUUAUGUCCUUGUUUCAUUUUGACCUUGAGUGCAUUUGAUACUUUUUCUGCAUGGAUUUAGGGUUUAAUUAGUUAAUAAAUGGUUUCCAGAUGACUACCAACUUACACUAUUUUAAAAAAUCUUAGAAGAGUUUAUUUUACCGUGGGUAGUAAGAAGUAAAAUGAAAUCUGACUUAAAAAAUAAUACAUACACGUAUUAAUUUUGUUUUUUUCCUUGAGUCUAUUUAGAUCUAAGUUUUGUGUUGGAUUUCAAGAAAAUUUUAAGUUUCUUUAUUUGGGACCUGAAUUUAGCCUCUGAUUAGGUCAAACAGGAUCUAGAAGAUUGAACCUUCAUAAGAAAUAUGGACUGUGUAAUUUUCCUAUUGCGUUAAUAACAACAUUUUAGAAAUAAAAAUUUACACAAGAAA